AUGGUCCCACCAUCGUAUGCGCGAGCUACAGCCUCGUCCACACUGCGAGCAGGCCUGAACUCAUCAAAGGCAAAGAAAGCAGUAGAAGUACCUAAAGGAACGCCAAAAAAGCUCAAGAGGCCCUCAACCCUGACGAUCAAGGACCGUCAAGAAAUCAUCUACAGUGCUGACCUCCAUCCCAUCAAGCCGCUCAAUGCAAAAAAACCAUGUCCAUUGGCCACUCUGCCGUCUGAGCUACGCACUGAAAUCUACACCUACGUCUUAGACCAAGCCUCCACCAUCAUACAUCCUCAACAAUUCAUCUCGCCCAGAAAAGACCGUCCGCCAUGCUACAUCUGGCCGCGACUACUGCACAUAUGCCGCGCGAUUCGCAUCGAAGCCGCAUAUACAUACUACACCUCAACACCCUUCACAUGGACAGUCCGCAAUCUCAACUUCGCCCCUGUAAUCGCAUGGAUAGAUACUCUACCUCGAGAACACCGUGCCUUGCUGCCACGAAAUCGAUGCAUGAAGCUAGACAUCAUACCCCGUAUCUCCAACCACUUCGCCUACCCGCCGAGCAACUACCUUAUUGACGCCCCUAUCGAGUCACAUUGGAAGGCUUGCGAGCGCUUUGGGAACUUGUUCGCUGUAUCCGGUGAUCAGCAUCGCAAGCACUUUAUUAUCUUCUGCCGUCUCGGCGCGUGGUGGCUUUGGUGCGACAAGUAUGUCAAUCGAAAUAUACAGUGGACUUAUUUGUUUUGCAAAGAUUGGGCGCCGAAUGGCCUUAUGAAGCAUUACCGGAGGAGGUCUUUACUGUCUUUUCUAGAGGACCAUGUUUCUGUUUUGAUGGCGCCUUGUGUGCGGAAGGCUUGGAUAAAGAAUACUGGUACCGCUGGGAUGAGGAAAGAGGCAUCGAGGAUGCUUGAGGCGUUGGAUAUAUGGUAUAUGCAGAUUGCCAAAGCGCCGACGGAUCAAGUGAGUAGUAAAUGGAGAGAGAAGAUGGGUCUUAUCAAAGGAGUUGUAGAGAAGUGGUAG
This is a messenger RNA of Cucurbitaria berberidis CBS 394.84, 1017 nucleotides long. RefSeq lists its product as uncharacterized. NCBI's taxonomy places the organism in Eukaryota, Fungi, Ascomycota, Dothideomycetes, Pleosporales, Cucurbitariaceae. The coding region runs from base 1 to 1017 and encodes 338 amino acids. The transcript has a single exon. The record is from RefSeq and is a predicted model, not a curated record.